AUGGUGGGACAAGGCCUGCUGAAGCGAGAAAACCGUUCUCUACGCACACACGGAGUGCGCCUCACCCCCAAAAUCCCUCCGGCACGGAGUUAUAAGAGCGUGCGCGUCGACCUCCUGCCCAGUCCCUCCCCUUCCCAGCCCCCAUCCGUGCUACACCAUCGCCUUCGCUGCGUUUGUGCAGGCCGCAAUUCAACAGGUCUGCUGGAGUGGGUGCGUGCCUUCCCACACCAUUCCGCCAACAAACAGUGCGUUGGCCAUUUCCGUUUUACCCGCUGCAUUUCCUCGCCCACCCCCCUCUCUCUUCUGCUUGCCCAUUCACGAAACGUGUGGUGGGCGAAAGUGCAUCAACACCCCUCCACACCCACCACCACUACCCCAUCAUCAUCAUUACCAUCAUCUUUACGUCCUUCAAGGGCGUGCGCGACCACCACAUCCACAUUAACCGCGCUGCUGCUGCUGCUGUUGCUGUGGGGUUGCCAGCCGUUAACGGCAAUAGAGUGGAGACAACAGAGUGGAUCUCCCCAACCCCUUCGCCGCUCACGCCUCGGCUCAUAG
This is a messenger RNA of Trypanosoma grayi, 555 nucleotides long. RefSeq lists its product as hypothetical. The transcript has a single exon. The record is from RefSeq and is a predicted model, not a curated record. NCBI's taxonomy places the organism in Eukaryota, Euglenozoa, Kinetoplastea, Trypanosomatida, Trypanosomatidae. The coding region runs from base 1 to 555 and encodes 184 amino acids.